Molecule: messenger RNA, 2996 nt
Organism: Notolabrus celidotus (New Zealand spotty)
Lineage: Eukaryota; Metazoa; Chordata; Actinopteri; Labriformes; Labridae
Gene: cactin
Product: cactin
Exons: 10
Coding region: 184-2775 (863 amino acids)
Biological process (GO): negative regulation of innate immune response; mRNA cis splicing, via spliceosome
Cellular component (GO): cytoplasm; spliceosomal complex
Molecular function (GO): protein binding
Source: RefSeq, a predicted model, not a curated record
ACAUUUAUUUGAUAAUACCAGUCAUUUAAGGGUUUGAAAUGAAUUUUUAUUGAUUGAAUCCGAGGUUGUUGUUUUUAAAAGAUUGAAGAUUAGUACUCGGUAAACAGAGCAAACCGAUUCUUAGUGACCUCUUAUUUACGCGACAACAGACACUCCGGACCCCGACUUGGCAGAAAGUUCGUAAUGAGUUCGAAAUCACGACGUCGGUCCCGUUCCAGGUCCAGAAAUCGGAGCCGCGAUCGUCGGAACAAAUCCAAAAAGAGCAGGUCUAGAUCUCCAGAAGACAGGAGACCCCGCAGCCGGUCUGCAGACCCCAAAAGAACCGUCCGUAGACCGGAACGGUCUGGCAGCAGGGACUCCAGCGAUGUCUCGCCUGGCCGACGUCGGCCGGGGCCCAGGGGCCGUUCAGGUUCUCGCAGCGGGUCGGAGAGCGACAGAAGGCGAGGACCAAACCGGACCAGGAGCCAGUCCAGGGGUCGAUCAUCAAGCUCUGAUUCAGAUGAUCACAACAUGAGGAGAAAGAGACAAGAAAUGGAAAACCGCAGAGGGAUCUCUCGAGAGAGGAGAAAGGGAAGAUCUGAUUCCAGUGACAGAAGCAGUGACAGAGAAAGGAAGAGACGAGAGAGUCCAGUCAGAGACAGACAGAAAGGGAACGAAGACAAAGGAAGGCGGAGGAGCAACAGCAGGGACAGAGACAGGGAAAGGAGAGGAGAAAGAGAAAAAAGUCGAGAGCAAAGGAAGAGGAGUGAAGACAGGGAACGAGGGAGGAGUGUGAGAAGCAGAGAGAUGACAGACAAAGACAGAGGGAGGCGGCCCUCCAGCUCACCUGAUUCAUCUGAUAGCUCAGGGUCUGAUUGCGAGGACCGUGCAGCUAAAGAAAAGGAAGGGAAGAAAAAUCAGAGGGAGAUGAUGAAAGCUCUGGAGACACCAGAAGAGAAGAGGGCUAGGAGGCUGGCAAAGAAGGAAGCAAAGGAAAAGAAAAGGAGAGAGAAGAUGGGCUGGAGUGAGGAGUACAUGGGAUAUACCAACGCAGACAAUCCCUUUGGUGACAACAACUUAUUGGGCACAUUUAAAUGGCAAAAGGCGCUGGAUAAGAAAGGUAUCGGCCAUCUUGGUGAAAAAGAGCUUAAAGAACGGAACAAAUGUAUUCAGGAGGAGAACCGCAGAGAGCUGCAGAAGGUGAAACAGCUGCGUCUGGAGAGGGAGAGAGAAAAGGCCAUGAGAGAGACGGAGCUGGAGAUGCUGCAGAGGGAGAAGGAGGCAGAGCAUUUCAAAACAUGGGCGGAGCAGGAGGACAACUUCCAUCUGCAACAGGCCAAAUUACGGUCUAAGAUCAGAAUCCGGGAUGGUCGUGCCAAACCUAUUGACCUUUUGGCAAAGUACAUCAGUGCAGAGGAUGAUGAUCUUGCUGUGGAGAUGCAUGAGCCGUACACCUUUCUCAACGGGCUCACAGUCACUGACAUGGAUGAUCUGCUGGAGGACAUUAAGGUGUACAUGGAGUUGGAGCAAGGCAAGAACGUGGACUUCUGGAGAGACAUGACCACCAUCACAGAGGACGAGAUUAGCAAACUGAGAAAACUGGAGGCCUCUGGGAAAGGACCAGGCGAUCGUCGGGAGGGCAUUAACACAGCUGUGAGCACAGAUGUACAGAUAGUGUUCAAAGGAAAGACAUACAGCCAGCUGCAAGCGCUGCACCUGAACAUUGAGACCAAGAUUGUGGCUGGAGGAUCUAAUCUGGAUAUCGGUUACUGGGAGAGUCUGCUGCAGCAAGUCAGAGUCUACAUGGCCAGAGCAAGGUUGAGAGAGCGACACCAGGAUGUGCUGCGCCAGAAGCUGUUCAAGCUGAAACAAGAACAAGGAGUAGAGAGUGAACCUUUGUUCCCCAUCAUCAAAGAGGAGCAGAGGAGUGAUGAGGAAGAUGAGAGAGAAGAGCAAACAAGGGCAACUGAACACACCGGCCAGUCUUCAUCCCCCUUCACCAGACACAGGAACAGAGGAACUGAAGAGGAUGACGAAGAGGCGGGUCCAUCAACAUCCACAGCAGAAAACCAAGAUGGGGACGAGGGUGAAAAGGAUGACAAGAAGGAUGAGGAGAAAGGGGAGGUGGUGGAGGCCGUGCUGACAGAGGAGGACCUAAUCCAGCAAAGCCAGGCGGAGUACGACUCCGGUCGCUACAGUCCCUCGCUGCUCAUGCAGUCCGAGCUGCCGCUGGACACGCACACCAUCACACCGGAAGAGGACACACACAGACUGCAGUUAGCGCGCAGACAGAUGCAGGUCACAGGUGAUGCCAGCGAGAGCGCUGAAGACGCCUUUGUACGACGUGCCAGAGAAGGCAUGGGCAACGACGAGGCCCAGUUCAGCGUUGAGUUCCCUGUCACGGGUAAAAUGUACCUGUGGGCUGACAAAUACCGUCCCAGGAAGCCCCGCUUCUUUAACAGGGUCCAUACUGGCUUUGAGUGGAACAAAUACAACCAGACACAUUAUGACUUCGACAAUCCACCACCCAAGAUUGUCCAGGGUUACAAGUUCAACAUCUUUUACCCAGACCUGAUCGACAAGCGUUCCACCCCGCAGUACUUCCUCGAGCCCAGUCCAGACAACAAGGACUUUGGGAUUUUGAGGUUUCAUGCAGGUCCUCCUUAUGAAGAUAUUGCUUUUAAGAUAGUAAACAGGGAGUGGGAGUACUCGCAUAGACACGGCUUCCGCUGUCAGUUUGCCAAUGGUAUCUUCCAGCUCUGGUUCCACUUCAAGAGAUACCGCUACAGGAGGUAGAGGUCACAUACUGAACGGCUCAAGAGCCCAGUCACUGGCUUUGAACCAGAAACGUUGUAUUAUACAGACUGUACAGUCACUGUGCUUUGUUUUUUUAGUUUUAGCUACCCUCGCACCAUAAAGCAGUUUCUUAAAGCUAGAAAUCCCUCUGUACUGUUGUCUGGAAAAGUCGACUGUAAUGUUGUCUGAAAAUUACCAAUAAACUAUCUUUUUUUAACUCA